GCCAUUUGAAUAUUGUUUAUUUUUUCGGGAAGGGGUUUCAAACAACCGGAUCGCGAUGACCAAACGGAAAUCAGAUGAGUUACAAACCCAAUUUAAAAAAUUCAAGCCUACCGCUUUGAUUCAGAGACCGCCGUUGGAAAAAUAUGAUCCGUCAAAGGACACGCUGAUAUUCCAGGAACUGGAGCUUGAUAAUUACAUAGGACAUCCUUAUCCGGGCAUGCCAGGGCCCCAAAAAGGAUUCCUACCUAUAAUAAGGCUUUUUGGUAUCACAAAGUCGGGGAAUUCCGUCUGCUGCCAUGUGCACGGUUUUUCCCCAUAUUUUUACGUUAACCUUCCUGAAUCGUUUAAGCCUAGCGACUUGGCUCCGUUUAAGACAAAACUGAAUGAUGCCCUGGUGGCCGACAUCAGAGGAGGUAACAAAGAAGGUAUCAUAGACGCUGUCGUAAUGAUAGAAAUGGUGAAAGGAAAAUCAUUGAUAGAGUACUCAGGCGAGGAAGAUGAAAACUUUGCAAAAAUCACAGUGUCUCAGCAUAAAUUCAUACCUGCUGCCAAACGCCUUUUGAGUUCAGUUAUAGUCUACCAGCCUCUAUCAUCUCACUCAUUUCAAUUUUUUGAAGCCAAUGUGGAUAUCGAAACCAGAUUCAUGGUGGACACCAACAUCCUGGGCUGUUGCUGGAUCGAGCUCCCCUCGGGGAGAUGGUUCCCGCGGACUUCCACGUCACAAUUUUCGAAAACCUCAAGGUGCCAAUUGGAGGUGGACGUUUCGUGGCAGGACUUUAUAUCACACGCUCCUGAGGGUGACUGGGCGACCGUGGCGCGUUUCCGGAUUCACAGCUUUGAUAUCGAAUGUGCCGGCAGGAAAGGGAUUUUUCCUGAAGCAAAUGUGGAUCCAGUUAUUCAGAUAGCGAAUGUUAUCCAACUACACGGCGAUGGUGAUGUUUUAACUCGCAACGUGUUCACCUUAAAGUCCUGCGCCCCGAUUGGUCACGCCGACGUCUUCUGCUAUGACAACGAGGUGGACCUUUUAUGCGCCUGGGCAGACUUUGUUCGUGAAUUGGACCCCGACAUUUUCACCGGCUACAAUAUUAACAAUUUUGAUUUUCCUUAUCUGUUAGAACGUGCCACCUAUCUCAAGGUGUCAAAUUUUGAGUACUUGGGGCGCUUGCUCAAUGUCAGGUCUGUAAUAAAAGAGACGGUCACGCAGACAAAGAUAGGCAAGCGAACGUAUAAGACUAUAAAUUUCGAGGGGCGUGUCCCGUACGAUAUGCUGCUGGUGACCAAGCGCGAUUUCAAACUGAGGUCAUACACCCUGAACAGCGUUUGCCAGGAGAUACUGGGCGAGCAGAAGGAAGAUGUGCACUACAGUAUCAUUACGGACCUGCAAAACGGGGACGAGCAAACGAGGAGAAGGUUGGCGGUUUACUGUCUCAAGGACGCCGAAUUGCCUGUUCGUCUGCUGAGGCGCGUGCUCAGUUUCACCAACGACGUCGAAAUGGCCAGGGUGACGGGCGUUCCCAUAACCAGUUUGCUAACCAAGGGCGAACAAGUCAAAGUCGUCGCUCAGCUACUAAGACAUGGCAAGCAAGCGGGAUACUUCAUGCCGUCGCACCAGGGCACCGGAGGUGCUGACCAAUUCGAAGGGGCCACCGUUAUCGAACCAGUCCGGGGAUACUAUACUGACCCCAUAGCAACGCUGGAUUUCAGCUCGCUAUACCCAAGCAUCAUGAUCGCCCACAAUUUAUGCUACAGCACUUUGCUUAAGUCAACGACGGCCAAAACUAAGCUGGGACUGUCCGACGACCAAGUGACCAGGACCCCUGCUAACUGUACAUUCGUUAGGUCUUCGGUCAGGUCGGGUCUGUUGCCCCAAAUCCUGCAGCACCUGCUGGCCGCGCGGAAGAAGACCAAAGCGCUGCUAAAAGAGGCUAAGGAUCCGGUACUGCAGGCGGUACUAAACGGCCGACAGUUGGCCUAUAAAAUAUCGGCCAAUUCCGUGUACGGUUUCACGGGUGCGCAGAAUGGCAAGCUGCCCUGUCUCGAAAUAUCAGGGAGCGUGACGGCAUACGGUCGUGCGAUGAUAGAGCAAACGAAACGCGAGGUGGAAGCGCACUACACUGUAGCCAAUGGCUACGAAAGCGACGCUAAGGUCAUAUACGGCGACACCGACUCGGUCAUGGUCAAUUUCAAGGUCAAAACGUUGGAGCGCAGUAUGGAACUGGGCAGGGAGGCGGCCGAAUCGAUCAGCACCAAGUUUAUUGAUCCCAUCAGGUUGGAAUUCGAAAAGGUCUAUUACCCCUACUUGCUGAUCAACAAGAAACGUUAUGCGGGUCUUUACUUUACUCGCCCUGACAAGUACGACAAAAUGGACUGCAAAGGUAUAGAGACGGUGAGGAGGGACAACUGUCCCCUGGUUGCUGACGUCAUAGGCACCUGUCUACGCAAAUUGUUGAUCGAUCGCGAUCCCGGAGGAGCCACGAACUACGCGAAACAGGUGAUAUCGGACUUGCUUCAGAACAACGUGGACAUUUCACAGCUGGUGAUCACCAAGGAGCUGACAAAGAACGAUUACGCAGGAAAGCAGGCACACGUCGAGCUGAUGAAAAAAAUUAAGAAGCGGGACCCCGGAAACGCCCCCAAGGUGGGCGACCGGAUACCGUACGUCAUCACGGCCUCCACGAAGAACGCGAAAGCAUUUGAAAAGGCGGAGGACCCAAUCUACGUGCUGGAGAACAGUAUACCGAUUGAUGCGAAAUAUUACCUCGAGAAUCAGCUGUCGAAACCGCUCGUGAGGAUUUUCCAGCCUAUAUUGGGCGACAACGCAGAAUCCAUACUGCUGAGGGGGGAACACACCCGUACCAAAACAGUGGUAACAUCGAAAGUUGGUGCGUUGGCAGGGUUCGCGAAAAAGAAAGAAAUUUGUCUGGGAUGCAAAUCGGUGUUGCCUAAAGAUAGGGAGACGGAGGCGGUAUGUGCAUAUUGCCGCCCCAAGGAGUCGACCAUUUAUCAGCAAGAGUUAGGCCACCACCGUAUGCUGGAAAACAGGUUCUCGGAGCUUUUUACGGAGUGCCAGAGGUGCCAAGGCUCGUUGCACGAGGAGAUUUUGUGCACUAGCAGGGAUUGCCCAAUAUUCUAUAUACGGAAAAAGGUUCAGAUGGAGUUGGAGAGCUCAAAAAUGAAGAUUGCCAGGUUCGGGAAACCGGUGCUCCAAGACGAUGAAAUGCUCUCGAAUUAAACAUAUACUUUAAUCGAUUUUAAAUAAACAGUUUUCAAUUUUA
Messenger RNA from Cylas formicarius (sweet potato weevil), 3275 nucleotides. It is a transcript of the gene PolD1, whose product is annotated as DNA polymerase delta catalytic subunit. The record is from RefSeq and is a predicted model, not a curated record. The transcript has 12 exons. Gene Ontology annotation, molecular function: DNA-directed DNA polymerase activity; nucleotide binding; 3'-5'-DNA exonuclease activity. Bases 56 to 3232 code for a protein of 1058 amino acids. Gene Ontology annotation, biological process: DNA-templated DNA replication; nucleotide-excision repair, DNA gap filling; DNA replication proofreading. Lineage: Eukaryota; Metazoa; Arthropoda; Insecta; Coleoptera; Brentidae. Gene Ontology annotation, cellular component: delta DNA polymerase complex.